GCAUCGGGAAUGAUUUCGACGACGCCAGAAUGGUACGAAGACGUUACGCCACUGCUCGCCGCGAACCGAUGCGAUGCUGACAAGAGGGCGCGAGAGCUAGGGUCCGAAUUCGCAUGUCGCGUUCCCGGUUUUUUUUCUGCGGCCUAUGCCAAAGAAGAAAUGGCUUGGGACGAGCGACGCUUGCGACUACUGCAGGAAAGGCAACACCAGACGGAAAGAACUACUAGAGCUGCUGCUCAAGAUGAAGCUCAAGUCGUAAGAGAUAAUCAACUACGAGCUGCUCGACGUCUUGCUCCGCCGGAACAAGCAGAAAUUGAGCAACCAGGACGAGAAGUGAUCACAAGGAUGCAUGAUCGUUUUCGUGCCUAUUUGCGGGAGUGGCAGGUGCCAAUGUGUGCAAUAGCGGACGAUCAAAUUUUUCUGGCACCAGACGGCCUAGCAGAUGCCAUCUUCUUAGACGGACGCUGGAAUACGCCAUGGAACAGACGUGACACUAGAAAAACCGAACGUGAAUAUUGGCGCCAAAAGAAAAGAAGAAAAUGGUCAAGUAGUCCAAAUGUUGGUAGAGCUGAUCAUGACG
This is a messenger RNA of Amoebophrya sp. A25, 580 nucleotides long. Lineage: Eukaryota; Dinophyceae; Syndiniales; Amoebophryaceae. The record is from the annotation of a GenBank genome assembly.